AUGACGGCGCGUCUGGGCCUUGAAUUCCUGAUCGCUGCUGUGGCCGCUUUCGUUGUGACUGUCCUGGAUACGUCCGAGUUUUCAGAAGCGAUCACGUUUCCGUUUCUGAAGGAUUUCACGUUGAACCUCGGACUGGUUUUCAUUCCGUUUGCGGCAUUUGUAAUGGUGGGUGCAGGCAAUGCUGUAAACCUGACCGACGGGCUUGAUGGCCUCGCGAUCGUCCCGGUGAUGAUCGCCUGUGCAUCCUUCGGUCUGAUUGCCUACCUGUCCGGCAAUGCUGUUUUUGCGAGUUACCUUCAGAUCCAUCAUGUCUCGGGACCCGGAGAGCUUGCCGUCAUUUGCGGUGCUGUGAUCGGGGCAGGUCUCGGGUUUCUGUGGUUCAAUGCACCGCCGGCCGCCAUCUUCAUGGGUGAUACCGGGUCCCUGGCACUUGGUGGCAUGAUCGGCGCUAUCGCGGUCGCCACGAAACAUGAAAUCGUUCUCGCGAUCAUCGGUGGCCUUUUUGUUCUGGAGGCGGUGUCGGUCAUCGUGCAGGUGAUUUCGUUCAAGCUGACCGGCAAACGGGUCUUCCGGAUGGCGCCGAUCCAUCACCAUUUUGAAAUCAUGGGGUGGACGGAAAGCCAGGUAGUCCGAAUGAUACCCAUCACCACAUUUGAAGGCAGGAAAGUCGCAUUGUUCGGGCUCGGGGGCUCCGGACUGGCGACUGCCCGUGCCUUGAAAGCGGGUGGUGCGGAUGUGGUGUGUUACGACGACAAUGAUGCGCGCGUGCAGCAGGCAGCCUCCGAGGGGCUGACAACGCUGGAUCUUCGCAAUCUGGACUGGGAUGGCGUUGAGGCGCUCGUGCUUGCUCCCGGUGUCCCGCUGACGAAUCCGAUUCCCCACUGGACCGUGGAUCUUGCCCGCGAUGCCGCUGUUGAGAUUGUCGGCGAUGUCGAAUUGUUCUGCCGCGAGCGGCGCAAGCAAUGUGCAACUGCGCCGCUGAUCGCAAUUACCGGCACCAACGGCAAGUCGACGACGACCGCACUUGUGGCGCAUCUGUUGAAGGAGCUCGGGCUGGAUGUUCAGGUCGGUGGCAACAUCGGCACACCCGUGCUCGAUCUGGAACCGCUGCAGCCGGGGCGCCACUACGUCGUCGAGUGCUCCUCCUACCAGAUCGACCUGGCACCAACGCUCGACCCGAGCGUCGGGAUCCACAUGAACCUGUCACCCGAUCACCUUGACCGGCACGGCACGAUGGAAAAUUACGCAGCAAUCAAGGAACGGCUUGUUGCAGGAUCCAGGGUGGCUGUCGUCGGUGUCGAUGACGGGCUGUCGUCUGCGAUCGCCGAUCGACUUGAACUGGCGCACAAGCCCGUUUGCAGGAUCGCCGGAGAACGGGAGUUGACCAGCGGGAUCUAUGCCCGUUUUGGCAGGCUUUACGAAGCGCACAACGGCAGUCAGUCGGAAGUCGCUUUGCUGGGUGGCAUCGACAGUCUGCGCGGUGAUCACAAUGGUCAAAAUGCAGCCGCUGCCUUUGCGACGCUCAGGGCACUGGAACUGCCGGCUGACAGGAUUGCUGCGGCCAUGAAGACAUUCCCCGGCCUUCAUCACCGCAUGGAAAUCGUUGCAAAACGUGGACGGAUCCUGUUCGUCAACGAUUCGAAAGCGACAAAUGCGGAGGCCGCCGGCCGCGCGCUUUCCAGUUUCGACAGGAUUUACUGGAUCGCCGGCGGCCGCGCCAAAGCGGGUGGGAUUGCGGUGCUCGACGAGUAUUUCCCGAAGAUCGCAAAGACCUUUUUGAUCGGAGAAGCAGCGGAAGCGUUCUCAAAGACGCUGGAGGGCCGCGUCCCGUUCAAGAUCAGCGGCACGCUGCCCGAGGCGGUGAUCGAUGCCGCCGGGGAGGCUGCAGAAGAUGGCGCGGAUGAAAUUGCGAUCCUGCUUUCACCGGCCUGUGCGAGCUUCGAUCAAUAUCCGAAUUUUGAACUGCGGGGCGCUGCUUUUGUAGAUGCGGUGCGUGCCUUGCCUGAUGCUGGUAACACUCAGGAGGCACUGGUUCUUAUUCCCGCCGUUGCAGUCAUGUUGGCAGGCUCGCUGAUGCCACCGCGCCUGGUCCGGCGCGCGGCGUUGAUCCUCUUUGUGGUUUCGCUCGUCCUGCUGGUCGCGACGCUGUUUCUCGGAUUUGAAGCCAAGGGUGCCAGGCGCUGGAUUUACAUUGCCGGAUUUUCGUUGCAGCCGUCGGAAUUCCUGAAACCCGCCUUCGUGGUACUGAUCGCGUUUUUGCUUUCAGAAAGCGGCCGCCGCCGUGAAGUUCCAGGCGUCCUGUUUGCAUUCGUGCUUUUCGCCGUCUGCGCAGCUUUGCUGAUUGCCCAGCCUGAUUUCGGACAGACAAUGCUGCUUGGUCUCGUCUGGGCAGGGCUUUUCUUCCUGAACGGCAUUUCGUGGCUGAUCAUCGUUGCGCUUGGGCUGAUCGGCAUUUUAGGUCUUUUGGCGGCCUACGCUUUCCUGCCGCACGUGACCAAUCGAGUGGACAGGUUUCUUGAUCCCAGUUCGGGCGACACCUUCCAGGAAUUCGGAGUUGUCAUCUGCCUGGUGCUUGUUUCAAUCUUUGCCUUCAUUGUGCUUCGCGGGCUCAACCAUGCAGGCCGGGACCAGGAUGCAUUCAGCCGCCUGGCGACGGCAGGUACGGUACCGCCUUUCCCGCCCGCAAGGACCGGUCUGAACCUGUUCCUGGGCACGCUCCAGGCAAGAGCUGGGAUAAAAUCCUUGAAACCCAGCGUUGUUGCCGGCUUCGGUGGUUAUCCGACUUUCCCGCCGAUGUACGCCGCACGCCUGACGGGAACACCGUCAAUCCUGCAUGAGGCCAAUGGCGUCAUGGGCCGGGCAAACAAGAUGCUGGCCAAGGGAGUUACGGCAAUUGCGACCAGCAUACCGCUGGAAAACCUGCCUUCGGACCUUGCCGCCAAGCAGGUGGAAACCGGUAACCCGGUCCGCGAUGCCGUUCUGGAAGCUGCCGGUCAGCCCUAUGCAGCGCCAGUUGAAGGUGGAGAAUUCAAUCUUCUGGUCUUCGGUGGGUCACAGGGCGCACGGUUUUUUUCCGAUCUCCUGCCGCCGGCAAUGGACCUGAUGCCGAAUGAGGUUCGAAGCCGCCUGACUGUUGUGCAGCAAUGCCGCGCCGAAGACCUGGAACGCGUCAAGUCGGCCUAUGACACGUCGGGAAUCAAGGCGGAAUGCGCGCUGGCCGACGAAAUCACCCGAUUGAUGAAUGCGCCGGACACGCUGGCAAAGGCCGCGGAAAAUGCAAACAGCGUUGCCAGGCCGGAUGCCGUCAAGCGCCUCGCGGACCUUGUUGAACAGGUCCAGGGAUCCGACAUGGCCGAAAACGCCAAUGUCCAGCGCCUGAGGUCGCACGGAAUUUCUGUCGCGGUAGGGCACGCGCCUGAAAACCUCGGCGAUGCGGAAGUGUUGGUGGUUUCCUCCGCGAUCAGGAAGGACAACCCCGAACUGGUCGCCGCGCGCGAAAAACUGAUCCCUGUCGUACGCCGUGCCGAAAUGCUGGCUGAACUGAUGCGCUUCAAGCAGGCGAUUGCGGUCGGCGGCACGCACGGCAAAACGACGACGACAUCCCUGGUGGCGGCGCUGCUUGAUGCGGGAAGUCUUGACCCGACCGUGAUCAACGGUGGCAUCAUCAACGCAUAUGGCACCAACGCGCGAAUGGGGGGCGGAGACUGGAUGGUCGUCGAGGCCGAUGAAAGCGACGGAACUUUCGUCAAGCUUCCGGCCGAUAUUGCAAUUGUCACCAAUAUAGAUCCGGAGCAUCUCGACCACUAUGGGGACUUUGACGGUGUAAAGGCUGCUUUCCGGCAAUUCGUUGAAAAUGUUCCCUUUUACGGAUUCGCGGUGAUGUGUCUGGAUCAUCCGGAGGUUCAGACCAUGAUCGGAACGAUCGAGGAUCGACGGGUGGUGACAUAUGGCACCAAUCCGCAAGCUGAUGUUCGUUUCACCGACGUAUCGAUGGAUGGUGGCAAGUCCAAAUUCUCGGUUGCCAUCCGGGACCGCCGAACGGACGAGGUGGUUGAACUGAAAGAUCUUGUCCUUCCGAUGCCAGGUCUUCACAACGUUUCCAAUGCGACGGCGGCAAUUGCAGUGGCAUCGCAACUGGGGGUCGGACCGGAAGACCUGAAAAAAGGUAUUUCGGAUUUCGGUGGCGUCAAACGCCGUUUUACGCACACGGGAACUGCCAACGGCGUGCAGAUCUUCGAUGAUUACGCUCACCAUCCGGUGGAGAUCAAGGCGGUUCUUCACGCCGCUCGCGAGUCAACCACGGGCAAGGUCAUUGCGGUGAUGCAGCCUCACAGGUACACGCGUCUUCACAGCCUUUUCGAUGACUUUUCCAACUGUUUCAACGACGCGGAUUCGGUCAUCAUCGCGCCCGUCUACGAAGCCGGUGAGCAACCGAUCGAAGGUGCGAGCCACAGGGAUCUGGUCUCUGGCAUGAAGACCAGGGGACACCGGCAGGUGCAGUCGAUUGACGGGCCGGAAGAACUGCCUGCCUUGAUAAAGGAACUGGCCGAGCCGGGAGAUUUCGUCAUUUGUCUGGGGGCCGGCAACAUCACGCAAUGGGCCUAUGCACUCCCGAAACUGCCUGGUGAUGUGCCGGUGCUGCCGGUCGGGCUGGGAUCGAAUCUCCUGAUCCGCGACGGCGGCAUGGAAGGUGUCGUCAUACGACUGAGCGCGAAGGGCUUCGGGGAGAUCGAAGAUCUGGGCCGGAAUCGCCUCAGGGCGGGGGCGGCCGUUCCGGACAAGCGGCUUGCGGAGGCUGCAGCCAGGGCGGGUCUCGGCGGCUUUGCGUUUUACACAGGAAUUCCGGGGGGUCUCGGCGGCGCCCUUCGCAUGAAUGCAGGCGCGCACGGCACCGAAACCCGCGAGCGCAUGGUGGAAUUGACAGCCCUGGACCGAGAGGGGAACAGGCACGUGCUGUCCAACGCGGAUAUGGGAUAUGCCUACAGACACUCCUCGGCGCCCGGGGAUCUGAUUUUCACAUCGGCGACUUUUGAGGGAAAUCCGCACGACGAAACGGCAAUCAGGCAGGAAAUGGCCGACGUUGUCGCACACCGGGAGAAGUCUCAGCCGAUCCGGGAAAAGACGGGGGGGUCAACUUUCAAGAAUCCUCCAGGAACAUCGGCCUGGAAGGAAAUUGAUGCAGCUGGCUGCCGCGGACUGCAGGUCGGUGGCGCGCAGAUGUCCGAAAUGCACUGCAACUUCAUGAUCAACACCGGCGAGGAUUGCGCCGAUGCGCUCGAAGAAGCCGGUUACAAGGUGACGCGCAUUGACGUGAACCGGAAUGUCUCCUCGGUCCUUGAGAAGCUGAAACCGGACGUGGCGUUUAACGCGUUGCACGGUGUGAUGGCAUCCAGCCUUGCCAUGAACAAGGUGAAGGCCAAACCGGUUCUACAGGCUGCCGGGGUCCCGGUGACGGAAGACAUCGUCGUGAAUCGCCACGACAUCCAGUCGGAUUGGCCCUACCCGGAUGUCCUGAUGUGCGAGAAGUUCAUCGAUGGCCGUGAGCUGACCUGCGCCGUGAUGGACGACAGGCCGAGCUGGCCCCGCGCGGGCGUGGUGUUUCGCGUUUGCACCGGCAGCCGGUCUGGCGCUCGGCCGGACGCCUUGCCCAUCUUCCACGCUGGCGGCCACGGCCGGAUUGUCUCCGAUGCGCUGCUGUCGGCAGCUGGCUUCGGCAUCGAGGCUGUUAAACUUUCCGGUCAGCGUGAAAUCAACGAAUUCCAGAUCCUUGAGGCACUUGAGAUUCACGAAGGCACGUCGCUUGCCCUGUUUGAUGCGCCCGGUGCGCGUAAGCGGUUGAACGAGAUGGCCUGGGUCAAGAGCGCCUCGGUGAUGAAACUUUAUCCGAGCACGCUGCAGAUCAAGAUCGAAGAGCGGAUACCAUAUGCGCUUUGGCAGCGCGGCGACCUGGUUUCAAUUGUAAACGAAGCCGGCGACGUGAUCACCGACGAUGUCGACGGGCGCUACGCCAACCUGCUGCUCGUUGUCAAUCAUGGUGCACAACGCCGCGCGGCAGAGAUCAAUGCGGCUCUGGAAAAAGUACCUGAACUGCGUCCACGGGUGCGGGCCGCGUUUCUGGUCAGCAACCGGCGAUGGGAUCUACAGCUUGAAAAUGGAAUUUCUGUGCGCCUUCCGGAACAAAACAUUAAUGCAGCCCUCACGGAUCUCGUGGAGAUGGAUGAGGACAGCGGUUUGUUGUCGAGAGAUAUCGUUGCCAUCGACAUGCGACUGGCGGACAGGGUUACCGUGCGCCUGUCCGACGAGGCUGCAGAGCAGCGCAAGAUCAUGACCGGAGGCCGCAACCGGUCGGGCAAGAAGGAGCAGAUGCGGCCUUUGCCGAGCAGACGCUCCGUCAUCAUGUCGGUUCUCGAUGUGGGGUCGACCAAGAUCUGCUGCCUGAUUGCAAAACUGGUGCCGCAGGAAGAAAACUCGAUUCUGUCGAGCCGGUCGCACAAGGUUGAAGUCCUCGGCUAUGGCUAUCAGCGCUCGCGCGGCAUCAAGUCCGGCGUCGUCGUCGACAUGGACGCAGCCGAGCAGGCGAUCCGGAUGGCAGUCGACAGUGCGGAGCGCAUGGCCGGUGUCACGGUUGAAUCGCUGAUCGCCAAUAUCAGCUGCGGACGGCUGCAGAGUGAAAUCUACAGCGCCAAUGUGCCGCUUGCCGGCGACAGUGUAUCGGAAGCGGAUAUUCAAAGGGUGCUCUCGGCCGGAUCGAGCCACUCGGUUACGGACGGGCGGGCUGUCACGCACGCGCUGCCGAUAUCCUAUUCACUGGACGGCAGCCGGGGCAUUCGCGAUCCGCGCGGCAUGAUGGGGCACAAGCUCGGUGUCGACAUGCAGGUCGUGACCGCUGAAAACCCGCCGGUUCGAAACCUCGAACUGUGCAUCAACCGGGGACACCUGCACGUGGAAACGAUGGUGGCCACACCAUUUGCAAGUGGUCUGUCCACCGUGGUCGACGACGAGGCCGAACUGGGUGUUGCCUGCAUCGACAUGGGUGGCGGCACCACGACACUGUCGGUCUUUGUUGACGGUCACAUGGUUCACCUCGAUGCGAUUGCAGUCGGCGGCAAUCAUGUGACAACAGACAUUGCCCGUGCUUUUGCAACGCGCCUGCAGGACGCAGAGCGCCUGAAAACACUUUAUGGCUCACCGCUGGCAUCCAGUUCGGACGAAAGGGACCUGCUGACGGUCCCUCCGCUGGAAAGCGAUGGCGAUCUGCCAAAUCAAAUCCCCCGCUCGGCGCUGACCAGGGUCAUCCGUCCGCGUGUGGAAGAAAUCCUUGAACUCGUAAGAGAUCGCCUUACCGCGUCCGGCUUUGCAGGCCGGGUCGGCAAGCAGAUCGUGCUGACAGGGGGCGCCAGUCAGCUCACGGGUCUUGGAGAGGUUGCGCGUCACAUUUUGGGGCGCAACGUCCGUCUUGGCCGGCCUUUAGGCGUUGCCGGUCUUCCCGAGGCUGCCAAAG
This is a messenger RNA of Effrenium voratum, 7501 nucleotides long. The record is from the annotation of a GenBank genome assembly. NCBI's taxonomy places the organism in Eukaryota, Dinophyceae, Suessiales, Symbiodiniaceae.